AUGGCUAAGGAUGUCGCAUUUAACUUUUCUGGGCAAGAAAGCAUUAAAAAUGAAAAAUUAAUAUAUCCAGCCGCAACCAGAAACCAAGAACCAAUUUUGCAAGUCUUGAAGAGGUUUCUAAUCUGCGAUGUUGAUUCUAUUGAAGAUGAAGAAAGCCCAUUGUUCUUGGAGAUAGCAUCUGGUUCUGGGCAGCAUGUGGCUCAUUUUGCUCCUCACUUCCCCGGAGUCAAGUUUCAACCAUCAGAAGUGGAUGACAGUUUACUAGGCAGUAUAACUUAUUAUGCUGAGAACUGUAAAACAAAAAACAUUCUUCUUCCUAAACAAAUUGACAUCUGUAAAAAAUUAUCCAGUUAUGGUUUUGAAGAAAAUAGUGUUGACUACAUGUACAGUGCUAACAUGAUUCAUAUUAGUCCAUAUGCAUGCACAAUUGGCUUAUUUGAAAAUGCUGGAAGCUUCCUGAAACCAGAUGCACUGAUGAUUACUUAUGGACCUUAUAGCAAAGAUGGUGUAAUUACACCCGAGAGCAAUGUUCAAUUUGAUGCAUCACUCAAAGCACGAAAUCCUGCUUGGGGUCUAAGAGAUAUCACAGAUCUAGUCAAACUAGCAGAACAAAACAAUCUAACUUUAAUGGACACCAUCGAAAUGCCUGCUAACAACAAAACUUUAAUAUGGAAAAAGAAUUAA
This is a messenger RNA of Spodoptera littoralis (African cotton leafworm), 684 nucleotides long. The record is from the annotation of a GenBank genome assembly. Lineage: Eukaryota; Metazoa; Arthropoda; Insecta; Lepidoptera; Noctuidae.